AUGGUGAAAACUAGAGGAAGUGGCUCUCAGUCUGUCAAGGAUUUGAAGGCUGGCUCGUUGAUUGCAUCUCAAUCUCUCACCAAGAAAAAGACUCGAAAGAGUGCGUCGCCCAAAACCCAUUCUGACUCCACCGAAUCUCCUGAUGUUCUUGCACCCAAGAAGAAAAAUAAAGGGUGGUUCCGAGUUUCCUCUUCUCGAAAAUCCCCUCGAUCCAAUGGUACUAAUCCUUCGGAUUCCACUCCAAAGGCUUCUUCUCCCAUGGGUUCCACUCCUCUCUCCAAGUUUCGGACAAUGGUGAAGAAGAUUCCUCCCCCUUGUUCCUCAUCUGAAACUUACCCAUCUGAAGCUUUUGUACCCUCUGAUGAUGAUCCCCUUGAGGAUGAUGCCUCAAUUGAUGAUGAUGUUGCAUCCGAAGCCGAAUCUGACCCAUCAAAGGACCCUUCUGUUUCUCCAAAGGGCAAGAAAGCUGUGAAAUUUUUUGAGAUUUGCACAAAGUCACCAGUGCAUUAUGUGCAUAGAGAUGUUAUUUGUGAGAAAAAAAUUUCGUUCUCUACCCAUAGAGUGUUUGGGGUCAUUAAGAAUAAUGAGGAUAGAGGGUGGUAUGGAUCUUUAGCUGGGUUUGAUGGUUUUGUUCCUCGGGUUGUUCAAGAGUUUUAUGCUAAUCUUAAUGAUGAUUUGUUUGAUAGCAAUGCUGCUGAAAUUGCCAAGGUUCUCAAUGUGCCUUCUUUUGUUAUCAAUGAUGUUGUGGAUUUCAACAAAGAUAAGGUUUUAUCUGAGUUGGUGGGACAAAAUAUGGUUUGGGAACAACAUUCAAUUUUCAAAGUGACUGAUCUUACUCAUUACUAUUCCAUACUUCACAAAUUUUCCAUCAACAACUGGACUCCCACCACUCAUACCUCCACCAUUACCUUUGACACGACCUUCUUUCUGUUCAAAGUCGGGACUAGUCUCCAAGUUGAUCUUGCUACUCUCAUUUUUUAUCAGAUCACUGCCUUAGGAAAAGCCAAAAAGAAAAGCCAAUAUUUGGUGUUUCCUCAUUUGAUCUACAAGUUGCUUGAUUCUCAAAAGCCUCUCCGGUUGGAAUAUGAAAUCGUGACACCCCCCACUACCGGUGUAGAUUACAAACUCAAGAAGGAAUCCUCAUCUGCCAAGACGACUAAAAGGAUUUCUCUCAAGGCUGGCGAUGCUGAUUCUGUCAUUACUGAACUCGCUAGUGUCAAGACCACUCUGGAAACUGUUCAGACAGAAGUUCUCAGUCUCAAGAAUUGUCUCGCAACCAUAGAGCAACUUCAGCACACCAUGAUGUCUCAAUUUGCUGUGGGUCCUUCCAAAUGUGGUCAUCUGUUUCUGCCUUUGUUUUGA
Messenger RNA from Humulus lupulus (European hop), 1362 nucleotides. RefSeq lists its product as uncharacterized. Lineage: Eukaryota; Viridiplantae; Streptophyta; Magnoliopsida; Rosales; Cannabaceae. The record is from RefSeq and is a predicted model, not a curated record. The transcript has 4 exons. The coding region runs from base 1 to 1362 and encodes 453 amino acids.